Sporothrix brasiliensis 5110 is the source of this 1074-nucleotide messenger RNA. RefSeq lists its product as uncharacterized. The record is from RefSeq and is a predicted model, not a curated record. The transcript has a single exon. Lineage: Eukaryota; Fungi; Ascomycota; Sordariomycetes; Ophiostomatales; Ophiostomataceae. The coding region runs from base 1 to 1074 and encodes 357 amino acids.
AUGCACAUUGCAAUCGGCACCGUCCUGAUCCUUCUCUUCGCGGAGAGGGUCGCCGCAGUCGCCGUUGGGCCACGCGCCGCCGCGACGACGUCCUUCCCAGGGCCUUGGAUCACCGUCGACGCCGCCGGCCAUGUCGCGACCGUGACGCCCUCGCUGAGCGGCCCGUCAACCGUCUCACCGCCGCCCAGCGUGCUCACACAGCCGACGCCGUUCGUCCUGUCUCUCAACGGCCACGCCACGACGACGACGGCGGCGCCGCCGGUCGCCAGCGCCACGGGGCCGGGCACCGCGGGCGCCUUCAUGGCCUGCCACGUCGGCGAGAGUCUAGUGGCCGACGCCCACGCGCCCUUUUGCCAGCCGCGCGCCGGCAGCCAGAUCGCCACCAACCACACGUACUACGUCGUCUGGGACCCGUCCGGGUUCGCGGCCAACCAGACGGUCGAGGUGCAGGGCGCGUACGCCAGCGUCGACACCGACGCGCGCGGCGAGGGCUUCUCGUCGGCGCAGCUGGCGGCCUCCAGCGGAUUCUAUGCCUGGACGGUGCCGAGCGCACUGGUCGCCCUGUACGGCGGCGCGUCGGGCCACGUCAACGUGACGCUCGCGCUGGCCUACAACAGCUCGACGUCCAACACCCUCCUUCGCCUCGCCGGGCCCAGCGUCCUGGUGACAAACCACGUUGUGCUGCCGCACCAGCAGCGGCACCACGUGGGCGCCGUCGCCAUUGCCGUGCCCGUGGUCAUUGGCGCCGCCGUCCUGGCCCUGCUGGGCUUUUGCGUGUGGUCGUACCGGCACCACGGCCACCUGCCGUGCAUCGGCGGCUUUGUGUCGCGGCGCACGUCGUCCUUUUCAGCCAAGGGCUACGGCGCGCGGCAGAGCUACGGCCAGCGGACGGGCGCCGCUGGUCAUUUUGGACCGCCGCAGGGGCCAUACGGUCCCGGUCUGCAGGGUCCAAUACAUGUGCCGCCACCGCCGCCGGACAGCAACUAUGGUGCUGGGCCCAUCAGCGCGACGCCCACGGGACGAAGCAAUGUGUUCCGGGACGAGCUGAAGCGGCAGGAGGAUGCGCGGUACUGA